Molecule: messenger RNA, 927 nt
Organism: Aphanomyces astaci
Lineage: Eukaryota; Oomycota; Saprolegniomycetes; Saprolegniales; Verrucalvaceae
Exons: 2
Coding region: 60-791 (243 amino acids)
Cellular component (GO): cytosol
Source: RefSeq, a predicted model, not a curated record
CAGGUAUUCAGCACGCCGGCGUAACCUUCGACGACGUUCGCCACGAGUCGAAAAUCGCAAUGCCGCGGUUUUGCGUGAUUCACACGGAAGAUGCUGUGGAGCGAUGGAAGAAGCGUACCUACAGCGACAUGUUCAUCGACGGGUUGGCGCGCGAAGGCGAUUCGUGGACGGUGGUGAACCCCGCGACGGGCGACUCGUUGGCGACGGUCCUUCAAGACAACUACGAUGGGAUUGUCAUCACAGGAUCCCAUUACAACGUCCGAGACGAGUUGCCGUGGUACAAAGCGUUGAUUGAGAUCAUUCAACAUGUGGCAAGCACGGGCACGCCCAAUUUGUACGGCGGCUGCUUCGGCCACCAACUCGUGGCCCAUGCGCUGGGCGGUGUCGCAGGUCCGAGUGAGAAAUUUGUCAUGAAGGCAGAGACAGUUCACUUUUUGCCGUCAAGUGGCAACCUGCUGGGCCCGGUACCGGCGUCGUUGAACUUGCUCGAAGUGCAUGGCGAUUGGGUGAGCGUGUUGCCUCCGGGGGCCGAUUUGGUCGCGCAUUCCGACUCGUGUGCGAACGAAGCGUUUGUGACGGGGGCCGCGCGCAACAUUUUGUGUGCUCAGGGCCAUCCUGAAUUCGACGUGCAGUACUGCUUCACGGAAACGCUGUGGGAUUUGUGCAAGUCGCGACUUGGCAGUGCGGACGACAUCGCACGAGCCAAAGCGUCGUUGGACGCGUACACGGACGUGGACGCCAAGCGAUUCUUGGCCUUGAUUAGCAACUUUCUUAGACACAAGAGAAACUAAUCAACGACUUGAAUCCAAAAUGCAAUACGUGCGACGCUUCGUGCCGCCGACGGCGGCGAGGCUGGGGAUUAAAUGCGGCCGAGAAGGGUCUGCAUGGCGAGCAGGUCGUUCGAGUUGAACUUGUCCUUGAUGUCCU